This is a messenger RNA of Mytilus californianus (California mussel), 7818 nucleotides long. Its product is annotated as pecanex-like protein 4. The transcript is spliced from 10 exons. The record is from RefSeq and is a predicted model, not a curated record. Lineage: Eukaryota; Metazoa; Mollusca; Bivalvia; Mytilida; Mytilidae. Bases 285 to 4103 code for a protein of 1272 amino acids. Gene Ontology annotation, cellular component: membrane.
UUGGAAUCAGGAAAACUCAGACCAAAGACCAAGACAAGUCAGACCCAAAUCGACUCAACCUAUUUAAAGAAAACUCAGAUUACUUUUAAAGACAACUCUGACCAGUUUAAAAGACAACUUAAACCAGUUAGAUCCAUUUAGAGACACUUUUAAUCAGUGUUAAAGACAACUCUAACAACUCAGACAUGACACAAUCUGAAACAACAAACAAAUGUAAUAUUCCAACAUGGAGUUUGAGAAAGGUUGAUGAUUAAAGACACAACAUUCAGCUUUGUAAUACAUUCAUGAUGGGAACUGGGAUUCCUCUUCUGAAUGAAUAUAAACGAGAAUUCCUUUCUAAAAGAUUUCCUCAGACACUGCUUGGAGGACCAAAAUUACGACUUGGAUAUGAGGCACCUGUUUAUGUAUAUUUCCAACAGCUGUUAUUAUUUCUGUUUCCAUUUUUAAUUGGCGGUAUAUUCACAUUAUUAGUAGAACUUAAAACCAUAGAUGAUUAUGUAGGCAGUAUUAUAACUGGAAGUUUGAUUUUUACAUGUGUGUUGAUUGUGCAGUUGACAUCAACAAUAGUUCAAGCUCAGAAUUCAUCAGACCUUCCAUAUCCUACAAAGAAAAAUCUACUAGCGGAAGAAGAUGAAAUUGACUUCUUCUCCUGUUGUGGUGUUGAAACUUUGGAAUUUGUUGUACCAAAGAAGAGAUUCAAAUUUAAUAUUGUUAUCCAUGCAGUAUUGUCAGGAUUUGUGUGUGGGUUGACCUUCAUGUACUUAUUACCAAUGACACUAAAUUCACUUUAUAGUCACAAUACUGGGGCAACAGUAGUAUUGUAUAUAUUUGGUUGGUUGACAUUAUGCAUAGCUCAGUACUCCUUAUCUGUAGGGUCACCACCAGAACCAAAUACUUACAAAACACAAGAUAGCUGGGAAAUAGCUCCAUUAAUGAGGUCACUGUAUGUUCUCAUUUGUGUUUCUAUUUAUCUUAUGAAUAGGUAUUACUCAACAGUUUUUAACACAGCUGACCAAGCACUUCACAUAGUUUUUGUCUGUUUACCUCUGGCUUGGAUAACAGGCUUAUUACCUCCCUUAGAUGCUUUCAUCCUCUGGUUAUUUGAACAGAUUCAUGUAUUUAUGCUAGGAGGAUCUCCUGUGUCUUCUGAUAUCAGAUUACUUGUUUUGUUGGUGAUUUCAGUAACAGUCUUUCUUGCUGCCUACUUUAUAAAGAAAAGUAUAGCAACAGUUGUUAUAUGUGCUUUGAUGGGAUACUUACUUAGCCUUGACCUUGGUGCAGCAGCCAAUAACAUUUAUCAUUUCUUACUGUAUAGGAAUAAAGUGACAUCUGGUACCAGUUCUAUGGAUGUCACGAGUCAGACAUCAAAAUAUGGGUUUUUAUGGAAAUUUGGAUUAUUACAAUGUCUUUACCAUUUUGUCAUGAUGGUAAUUGUAGGAGUCAUGUCAGGAAUGUUAAAUUCUAACACAGGCACUGCGGGUUCUAUAGAUUCAAGUGCGUGGAAAAUAAUCGGAUAUGUUAUAAUUGGAUGUUGUCUUGCAGAGAAAAUUUUUAGGGACUUACAGAAUGUUUACAUUUUUUUUGGAUUGUGGAGAAACUUGCCGUGUAUAUAUCCAAACAGCAGAGGAAGAUCAUAUGACAAAAGACGGCGGAGACUAAGAAUACUAGGAGUAAUAAGGAGAUUUAUAGUAAACUGGGUGAGUCCUUUCCUUAUGUUGGCUUAUAUAUCAAUCCUCAUCACCAGUACAGACCCAGAUUCUGUGUCCCUGACAUCAGGAGUGGACACUACAAAAGCUGUGUGGUACACAUUUGGUACUGUUAGAGUAUUUAGAUGGAUUUGGCAGGGAACAGUUAGUAGUCUCUUAGAACUCUCAAUUGUACACAUAAUACUGAUCACCAUUCCAAACAAUUCCACAGUCAUGAGUUAUGGAGUACCAAUACUGUCACUUCUCAUUGGACUUUCCAGAGACAGAUUUUUCCAGUUCAUCUACAAGUUAUAUUUUGCCUUUACUCUUCUGCUCACAUCUGUAUCAGACAAGAAACAGAGGAGAAAGUCAACAGUUCCAAUAUUUGUGUUAUCAAUAUUGUUUUUCCCUGUGGUACUGGGAAUCAUUGGAGCAGCGACUGUUCUAUCUGCACCAUUACUGUCACUCUUCACCUUACCUUUGUUCUUCAUUGGAUUUCCACGUCCAAACAAGUUCUGGCCAGAGGCAGUAGGAGCAUCAGCUAACAGUAAUCCAGAUACUAUGUUUUAUAUGCAAGUGGCUCCAAAGUUAUCCCAAACUUUAAGGGCAGCAUUUGCAGAUGGCAGUCUUGGCGAACCAGUCCCAGGAUUUCAUUACCUUGUCAGAUUCCAAGACAGACUUGUUUGGGUUAUGGUUCUUGAAAGAGGUUAUGGAUUCUGUUCUUUAAAUAUUAAAGGAUUGGAGUUGCAGGAAACAUCUUGUCACACAGCUGAAGCAGCAAGGAUAGAUGAAAUAUUUGAAUCUGCAUUUGAAAAGGAAGAUGCUUCUUGUAUAGGCUAUCUGAAUGAGUAUCCAAUGCACACAUUGACACCUAUGGAUUCUGCUAAUGUAGAGGCAUAUUCUGAUGCCAGAAAUGUUCUGACAGGAAUAAUAGAUUAUCCUGCUAAUUAUGAUAUUGUCAUGUCUUCUUUCAUCAAAGCUUUAGUAUGGGUUCUAAUUAGACAUGUGAAUCAGAUCAAAUUGAAGGAAGGAAAGAAAAAGGGGGAUGAAAGUUUGACGAAGGCUAGACAAAAACCUGUUGAAAAAGUAGAAUUGACAGAAUUUAAAAAGGAAUCUAAUAAUAACUUUUCAAAUGGUCUCAAUGGUAACUUAAGGCAUUCCAAUAAUGUUACAAAUACAGAAAAUACAAGGAAAGGAAACUUGCCAUCAGUUCAUAAAACAACAGUGGAAGUUGUGGUAGAUAAGGAUAACAGAACAACUGUCCGUCCACCAUCAUCAAGGUCUGUUAAAAGGAAGUCAUCAUGGUCUUCUCUCAAUAGUUUUACUGACAGUAUAUUUUCUGAAGAUGGUUUAUUCAAUGAUAAGAAACCACCUAAAAAAGAAAUAAAAAAGCCAAUAAUAUCAAAUAAAACAUUGAAAUCUGAUGACGAUAUUGACGUCCUUGAUGAGAUGUUAGAUGACCUUGACUUUGGGUUACCAGCUAUGGAUAUUAACCAGAGAUCAAAACCUGUCAACAAUACAUCAAAGGCUCCAAUAAAAAAGAACCAGUUUUCUUAUGGUAACACAAUUUAUAAACCUGUAACCAAUCUAGCAGGGUCACCUGACUUUAAAUGUUCACACUCCACUCAGAUAAGUUUACCAUCUAGGUGGAGAGAAUUGCCAUUAGAAUAUUCUCAGCUGUCUCGGUACUUAAGUAAAUUUCCACGUGAUUGGUACAAACAUGUAUUGGGUACAUUGGACUGGUCAAAUACUGGACUGUCAACACAGCAAGUACUUGGAGAAGUAACUGGGGAUGAAGCUCUACUUAAUUGUUACUCACAGCUUAUAAUGGCUUGUUAUUCUAUUUUUGAAUCAAAUGGAAGUGUUAAAAGUGCUAGUCAGUUGUACAAGUAUUACAUUGGUGAUUUACCAUGGAAUGCUAUGUUGGAUUGGUUGUCAGAAGACAAGCAGUUACAUAACCUAGUUCUUAGAUCAUACAGAUAUGGUUUCAAGUUGAUGCUGGACCAGAUAUUGAUAGGUGAAGCUAAUACCCCAGAGGAGACCCAGGAAUACUUUGAGGAGUAUGACAAAGAUUGGUACAUUGGACUGGAGAAAGAUGAUGAUUGGAAGGCUGCUGUAUUGUCGUCAAGGAAACAAUUAUUCUCAAUGGGCCACAAUAAAGCACAGGGAACUUAUAACAGUAGAGUUCUUUCCCUUCAACCAGUGAUGGCACACAUUGGGAGAAUGAAUCCAGAAGUAGUCAAGGGGCAGUGGGCCAAUCUAAGUCUGGAACUAUUAUACCUAACCAACGAUGACGAGGAACGUUACAGUAUACAAGCACAUCCCACAAUUCUCAGAAAUUUGACUGUACAGUCUGCUGACCCACCACUUGGAUAUCCUAUUUUCUCAUCUGAACCUAUAAGCAUUCCAACACUGUGAUCUUAAAUGAGAUUUUAUGAUUUUAUAUAUACACCCCAAUGUGACCCCAUUUAAUUUCUGAAGAAAGAUAAUGCAAUUUUUAAUGAAAUUUGAUAUUACUGAAGAAAUUAUUCUGGUAGUUUUCUUAAUUUGUAACAGAUCCUUAGAAGUUUCUUUUGCUCAUGAUUUAAAAAGUUUUAUAGAAGGAUCAGAUUUAAAAUAUGUAAUGAAGUUGUUGUUUGCACCAAACCUUUUAUUUUAUAAUUAAUUUAUUUUGUUUUGAUUGACAGAGAAAAAUUUGAUGCGUAAAAUAUUCACUUAGCAGUUUUCUUUAUACAUACAUCAGAUUAUGAAUUGUUUUCUUUAUACAUACAUCAGAUUAUGAAUUACCAGUUUUCUUUAUACAUACAUCAGUUUAUGAAUUACAACUGUUACAAUUUUUGUACAUUUUAUUUAAUACCAAAUGAAUGAACUGAAAACUAUAAAAACUUAAUCAUGAGUGGACUGGAAAAAAAAACCCAGUGUAAACUAAGGCUUUACUCGACAAUUAUAAGCAUCUCAGGCUAAUUUUAGGAUAUUUUUUGGAAGAGAGAACAUCUUCUUUUAUUUUGUAACUACCUGAUAUGACAUUCACAAAACCAGUUCACGUCAUUGGAAACAAGAUUAUAUGGUGCCUGAAAAGUUAAUUAUAUAUAUUUGUUGGCCUUAUAUCUAAACCAAUAUAAACUGUCAAUGUUGGUGCCACAUUAUUGAGAACAAAAGCAAUCUCCAAUUUCUAGCAAGAUUUUUGAGUUAAUUAAAACAGAUAUUACUGUACUAGUUUUAUCAACAGUGCAUUGUUUCCACAGUAGAGAAAGCUUUGUGCAAAAACUACAUGAACAUUAUUUUCAGAGUAUAUGUUUAUGAACUGCCACUAUAAUUAGUGUUGUUAAUUAUAUAUUUUAUUUGCCAUAACAAUCACUCUAUUUUACAGAUAAAAAUCUUCAUUUCGGUUUACAAUACUGGUUUGGGAUAGUUGCCUUAGGCUUCUUUGUUGUUGCUUAGAGGCAAUAAUUUUAAGAAGAUAUUAUGAUUUGUACAUAAAUGUUUAUGUAAUUCCCAACAAGAGACUUUAUACUUAAGCUCUCCAUUCUUUGUUUUACAGGAGGUUAAAUAUUAUAUAUCAUUCAUAUAGUUAAUUUUGCCUGUCACUUUUCUGUUAGAAGGACCAGUUAUCUCCACUUUAAAAUCUAUCUAAUAAUCAUUAAUAUAAUAUUAGGGGGAAAUUUAAUACUAGAAGAGAAGAAAAGUUCACAUAGAACCAACACAAUUCUUUAGUUUCUUGAUUUAACAUUAGUCUUAAAUUGUAUUUGUCGGAAAGAAAUUGAUGUAACUUUCUCUAAAGGGUACUCGAAAUUCAGUUGACAAUAUUUUUGUACUUUGAAAUGUGCAUGCUUAAAAAUGUACAAUAUAAAUCUAAGACAAAAGUUACUAUUUUUUUUCAAUUCAAGAGAAAUUUUACAGUUUCCAAAAGUUAAUGAUAACAUAAUGCUGUAACACUGUUUCUGUAUACAAGAAAUUUGUGUUCACAAGUUCAAAAUUGAGAGAAAUUAGUAUUUGUAUCUUUACUGCUGAGUACUGUGGAUUUUGAUAAAUGAGGAAAAUGGAAAAGGGCUGGGGGUACAUGAGACAAAAAUUGCAUGAAAUACUAAAGAAACAAUGGAACAACUCAUAGGCAAAAAUGUCUGUCUUAAGUAAACAGCAAUAUUUUUGAAGCAUCAAGAAGGUUAUUGCAAACAUAUCAAAUGACAGUAAAUAAUAACUGAUGGUAACUAUUCCUUAACCAGUAUUACAUUUAUAAUCUGAGUGCAAUCAAUUGUGUUGAACUUGAUUUAAAAUGUUAUUAUUAUGAUUUUUUUUGUUUAUUUAAGAACACAAUUAGAUAUUACUUUACUAUUUACUGAUUCUCCUGUAAAUUUUGUACACUUGUAGAUCAUGUCUUACUUCUAUGAGGUGUGUAGUGACUUGACUGCAUGUUGGGCAGAUCAUGUAGGAUAUUUUUGGUGAAUAUUUUAUGAAUAAACAAGGUUGAUGAACUUUCCUUUCGUAUUGAUAACUUUUAGUUUCUAUAGAGGAAUUUCUUACUUCAAAUUGAUAAGCCUGUGCCAUACAUACUAUGUAGUUUUUACACAUAUUUCAGUAUCAAAUGUGAACAUAUUUUCUAAAGUACACAGAUAAAUAUUACUGUAAUUCAUACAUGACAAUAAAAAGUUAAGGACCAUUUUGAUAUUUUUACUUAGGGCUUGGAGCAAAAGUGUUGUUUCUGGAAAAAACACCUGAAUUGAAAGCAAUCUAUACCCCUCAGUGCUCACAUGGGCUUGGAUAAAUGAGUUUACAUCAGUUGUAAAUGAUCACUCACACAAAGAUGUUUCUCAGUGCCAUUUCGAGUCCAUGGCUGCUACAAAAGAUUUUCAACGAGAAAUUAGACAAUAUUAGACACUAUUUUAAUAGAAAAUAUUAAUAAAUGGUCCUUAAUUUUUUUUAGGGAGUAUAUAUAGCAGAUAAACUAUUUUUAAAGUUUCAAUUUUAUUUUUAACAAAUCAUAUCAGAAAUCUCUACUUAGGAAUUAGACUUACUUAAACUUUUAUUAUUUGCUAGUUGAUUGGGUAUAUUUUAUUAUUAUAAUAUAAAUAAUUAUUAUUGUUUAAUUUUUAUUUUUUCAAAUAUUACAAUGAACAUACAUGUAUGGACAUUGAUUGUGCAGGAAAACAAAAAAAUCUCUCUUAAUUGUACUGCUGUUGUUUUUUUUUUUUUGCUCCGACCAAUGUUUGCUUAGGUUCAGCAGUUUUUAAUCUUAUUAUUUAUUGAUUGAUUGUAUCUGUGAUAUGUUAAGAGAUAGAUAUCAGUGCUGGAUAAAACAAAUGAGUUCAGGUAACUUUUUUUUAAAUAUUUUUUGCACUCCUAAGCUAAAAAUGUACUCAAAACCUUUGUCUUUAUUUAUUGUUACCAUUUUUUUUAAGAUAUAUGUUUUUGUCAGUGUAUGUCCUUUUGAAUUUUAUUCUUCAUAUUUUAUUGAAAAAUAUUUUACUGUAAGAUUGAUAUCUUUUUUAGCGGUUUCCAAUUAAAGUUAAUUCAGAAAUUACAUUGGAUGUGAAUAAAAACAUUAAUUCAUGCAGUGAGAUCUUUAAAAAAAAAUUUUAAUCUAAGAAAAUUGUUCACAAGCAUUAAAUUGCUUUCCCUUAUCUUAUCAGUUAUUGUUAGAUCCUGCACCAUACACAAAUCUGUAUCAAUCAAUUACAAGUAUUUAUGUGCCAGUAAAUAGGCCAAUAUUAAAACAUUAUAUGUAUAGAUACCUUUAUACCAAAUUGAUAAAACCUCUUCAACCUUAAAUGCAAUGAGGGAAAACCUGAAAUUAUCAAAACCUUUUAGAGCUUUAGUGAGUGGACAAGUCAGUUUGUUUAAAAAGGCCUAUUUAAUAUAACCUUAAAAAUUUAACCAGUUGAGGUUAGGUAAUUUAGGUAGUUUAUAAAGUUAUCAAAAUAUUUAUUUGCUUAUAAGUAAAACAGUUUAAUUUUUAUAAACAUUUUGACCACAAGCUUUUAUUUAAUACUAUAUAUAUGCCGUCCUAAGCUUGUGUGUUUAAGGCUUACUAUUGUUAUAGAUGUAUCGAUUGUUUUCUAUUUGUUGUUAUAUAUGGUGAUAUUCUACACAGAUCUGAAUUAUGUGACAUUUUGUAAUAAAUAUUGUUUUGUGAAAA